Molecule: messenger RNA, 449 nt
Organism: Drosophila elegans
Lineage: Eukaryota; Metazoa; Arthropoda; Insecta; Diptera; Drosophilidae
Exons: 3
Coding region: 177-449 (90 amino acids)
Source: RefSeq, a predicted model, not a curated record
UUAAAAAGUUCGCGGAGAGGAAGACGGUUUGCCCUUAAUUUCUAUUCAGAAUUUUUUUGAAUGUGCAUUUAUUUACUAUCUGAUUUAUAGUAAAUUCUAUAAAGGUUCAUUCAUUAAUACAAGAACGUUGCAAAUUUAUUAUAGCUUGGCAUUCCAGUAGAAUUGGGGAUUGGAGGAUGUCUAGCGAAGCGUCUGGAAGUAUUACGAUUAAAGAAGAAGCAUCAACGAGUGGUACGGCGUCCAAUAUUCCUGUAGAAUCCACCGAAACGGAGGCUAAGAAACCAGAGAUCAGCGCUGACAAGGCGCAACUGAGCGAAGCCGAGGGCGGAAAGGAGGUGGAUUCGACAGAGAGCCAUUUGAAACGUCUGCAGAAUCUGCGCAAGGAAUUGGGCUACCUCAGCGAAACGGACUGGAUGUACGACAGUCUGGACAAGAAACCCGCUCAAUAA